Messenger RNA from Orussus abietinus, 1645 nucleotides. RefSeq names its product retinol dehydrogenase 12. The record is from RefSeq and is a predicted model, not a curated record. Lineage: Eukaryota; Metazoa; Arthropoda; Insecta; Hymenoptera; Orussidae. Bases 182 to 1162 code for a protein of 326 amino acids. The transcript is spliced from 4 exons.
UAGUUACAUCGAGUGGCCAGUCGCCAAUGAUAUUUCCGUUUAAUAUCGAUUCGAAUUGUCACGCUUACAUGGGAAAAUGUUGGCUACACUCGUAUUCGAUAUUUUAAACGCGUCAAGUCGGUUUCGAAUCCGCGAUUAACGUUGUGGUAUAUAAUUAAAGAUAUUUUCUCAUAAGAGAGCAAUGGUAUCUUCUUGGUGCUAUUUCAUAUUUCCCGUAGCCUUUUUAAUCGGCUUACUUCGCAAAUGUCGCGAACGCACGUGGGGCAGAUGCAAAAGCGAGGUCAGUUUACAGGGACAAGUAUUCUUGGUAACCGGUGCUAAUUCCGGCAUCGGUAAGGAAACCGUCAAGGAGUUAGCCAAGCGAAAGGCUACCAUAAUCAUGGCUUGCAGGAACGUGCAGAAUGCUAAAAAUGUCGUAUCCGAAAUUCGCAAUAGAAUAUCAACCGGAGAAUUGGUGCCCAUGGAGCUAGAUCUUGCAUCGUUGGCAUCGAUAAGAAAAUUUUCCCAGGAGGUUUUAACAAAUUUUCCUAAAAUUCAUGUCCUAAUUAAUAAUGCUGGAGUUUACGUGCCUCUCAAAGAACAUGCCUUUACAAAGGAUGGCUUUGAAAUCCAUUUUGGAGUUAAUCACUUGGGACAUUUUCUGUUAACGAAUCUGUUGUUAGACAGGAUAAAAGAAAGUGCUCCCAGCAGAGUCGUCGUUGUAACGUCGAAAUUGAUGGAAUCUGGUACCAUUGACUUUUCUAAUUUGAAUGCAGAAAAAGGAUUCAUAACUAAAGGUCGAAUGAAUCCUGCCUACUGUAAUUCUAAAUUAGCAAAUGCGUACUUUGGUACCGAACUUGCCAGAAGAACCGAAAACACUGGUGUCAAUGUUUACUCAGUUUUUCCAGGAUUUACUUAUUCUGGUUUAUUCAGACAUGUCAAAAGAAGUUGGUUCCAUUAUGUACUUUUUUCACCGGUAGCAUUACUUUUCCUUCGCACUGCCAAUCAGGGAGCUCAAACCAUACUUCACUGUGCCAUCGAUCCUUCGCUUUCCAAUGAAUCGGGUCGCACCUAUCGAGAUUGUAAAGUGUACGUUUCAAAGAGACAGCUAGAGCCUGAAGUUGCUAGUCAAUUAUGGAAAAUUAGUGUCAAGUUGACUGGUAUCCAAGAAACGACGAAAUAGGUUUAAUUUCUGCUUGAGCUUAAUUCAGUUUUUCCCCCGUUAUUUUUUUGACCCUUCAACAUUACAGUGGUGUAUACAAGGAAUUACUUUUGUACAUGAAAGAAACUGAUUUUCACGUCCUAAGGUACUUGUACAAAGUUGUUACGGCAUUAAUUUUAAGGUGCAUACAUUUAAUGGUUUCUGAGGAUUUAGUAUUUUCAAAAAAAUUAGAGAACUGUGGGAAAAAAUUGAUAGAACAACAUUACCUGGCACAAUUGUACAUCGUAAAGGAAGAUAUUAGUGGAACAAAGAAGAUUAAUAUGUUCGCUGAGAACUACUGCGAGCAAAAAUAAGUUUCUUUAAGUAACUAAUUCAGUGAAAUUGAUUAGGGCCUAACUUAAUGUAUUUAUGCAUAUACUGCGUCUAAUAAUUUUAUGAAACUAGGACAGCUGAAUUUUUGUGAAUAAUGUUUUAUACUGCUUUAAAAAAAUGAGGUUAAUUUUA